AUGGAGGAAGUGGGCGCUGCAGACGGUGUAAUUCACAAUGAAGAUUGCUUCUUUAGCAUCCUGGCCUGUGCAGUUCAAGGAAGAAGAAUCCAGUUGCUUAGGGGCUUACCUGCAACAAGCACUGUUGAAGAAAAUUCUCCAGCUGGUGUUUGCGUUCAUACCUUUAAUGUAACUCUUUCUGCAUUGUCUUCUGAAGGUGUUGCAAUACAUCCUACCAUAGUAAAUUCGAAUCCACUUACAGAAGCAUUUGAUAUUGAAUCCAUGGGAGAUCUUGUAUACAGGGUUGUUACCACUGGAAACCCUGUCCUAGAUUAUGAAACAAUGCCAAAGCGCUUUGAUUUACAGAUUUUUGUUGAAGAUACAACUGGGAGAACUGACCUUAAUACACUGACUGUCCAAGUAGUAGAUAAAAAUGAACCUCCUGUAUUUCGAGGAAAUAUGGCAAUUCAAACUGUAACGAUCUACAUCUUGGAAGGUACACCUCCUGAUCGCAUUUACCAAGUUGAUGCAGCUGAUCCUGAAAUGGUGGACUCAAAGUAAUAUUCCUCACUCCCUGCAUCAGUGCCAUUCCUGGUCUCAGAAAGUGGAACCAUUUUUUCCAAAAAAGAAUUUGAUUAUGAGAACGAUCCAUAUUGUUACUUUUAAAUAUAACGUGACAGACCAGAAGGACUCAACUCUACUAAAACAGUGAAUAUAAAUAUAAUUAACAAUGAUGAAAGACCUUACUUUACUGUAAAACAAAGAAUCUACAGGAUUCCAGAGGAACAAAGCCCAGGGACUGUGGUUGCCAAUAUAACAGCUAAAGAUCCUGAUGAUGAAGACUCUGCUAGCAGACUUUUCUACAGCAUCCAGUCUUCUGACACAUAUUUCUCCAUAAAUCCAUCAACUGGAGUGCUGCAGGUGACCAGGAGAAUCGACAGAGAUGUCCUUCCCCUGCAGCUCCACCCUAACAUCUCAGUGAUAGUGCGGGUGGAGGACAGUCCCAGUGGUGGCCACGCCAGUGAAAUUGAUAUCAUCAUCACUAUUGAAGAUAUCAACGACAACCCACCAGAAUGCAUUCCAUCUACCUUCAGGAAAGAGAUAAAUGAAAAUACGACUGCUGGAACAUUUCUUCUUGAUCUCCAAAAUUACUGUAAAGAUGUUGAUGCUGAUGUACCAAACAAUCUAUUUAAUUUCACCAGAUUAUCUGGUUUUGGAAGCAAUAACUUUGCUCUGGAGUCUACUGGGUCCGGAAGACUUGUGAUGACUGGAAGUAUUGAUUUAGAAAACCCAGCUAAUCUAGGAGUUGAAGUUUAUUCUUUGACUGUCAGAGUGCGAGAUAUUGCCUCUCCUAACUAUUCAAACAUCAUUUACAUUUACAUCAGGAUAAAGCCAGUGAAUGAUUUUUUUCCAGUCUUCGAUAGUUUAUCAUAUGAAUUUAAUGUUCGAGAAACUACUAAAGUUGGAUCCAGAAUUGGAAAAGUGCAUGCCAGAGAUGCAGACUGGCCGCCCAGUGUCAUCACUUAUUCCAUUGUAGCUGGAGGAGGCACCAGGGAUUACACAAAUGUAUUCUGGAUCAGCCCAACUAAUGGAGACGUGAAGAUUUUGGCUAGAUUAGACUAUGAAACAACUCAGAAACACCUUUUCACAGUGCAGGCCUCAGACCAAGAGAAGACUGCAACAGCAUCUGUAACUGUGAAUGUUUUAGACGUAAAUGAUGAAGAACCAGUUUGUUCACCCAAUUUCUAUUCAUCUCAAAUCCCAGUCAGUUUAGCAGCUGGGACCAAUGUAAAUGGCUUCAGGAUUCAAUGUCAAGAUCGCGAUUCUGGUCCCAGGUCUUUCCGUUACUUCAUUAAAGAAGGCAAUGUGAACAAUCAUUUCACCUUUUCACCAAGUGCUGGCUCCAACACAUCUCGGCUGAUUCUUGCAUCUAGGUUUAACUAUGAGAGCGGACGUGAUAAAAGGCUGAUUUACAGGCUGCGCGUCUGUAUAACAGAUGACAAUUUACUGUCUGCCAGGGACAAAGCUGCACACCUAGUUAAAACUGGUACAGUGUCUUAAGCAUCAGGGGUUAUCCCAAACCCCAACACUGCCAUUACCACCACGCCUGGCUUUACUCUGGUGACGAAGAGAAAUCUCUACUCUGACUCGGCGUGGUACGUGCCCUUCAUCAUCACCCUCGGCGGUCUGCUGCUCCUGGGACUGCUGGGGUACCUGGGGCUCCUGCUGGCCACGUGGCUCCGCACCUGCUGCCCUCCGGCGCACAAAGCAGACGGCGCUCCUCUGAUAAAUGAUCCAGGAAAGAAGAAACCUAAGAAAGAAGUGGUUUUGAAAAUGACAAGGCUAAACACUGUCUUUGAUGGAGAAGCCAGAGACCCAGUCACCGGCAAAAUCUACGAAUUCAAUACGUGGUCGGGGGCCCGGAGGUGGAAGAAGGGCAAUGAGCCCCUUCAGCCCACUCCGGCCAUGCAGGUAACGUCAAGUGCCGCAGACAACGGUGGCCAUGACACAGGCAGAGCAGAGGCACCAAGCAAAAAAGAGACUUCAGAGAAGAGGAGAGCCAACCGCAGAGACAAAGAGGAAGAACCAACCACAGCUGCCAAGCCCUCAGCAGGGCCAUCACAAACACCAGGACAGGAUGGGGUGAAAGUACAAAAGCAGAAAUAG
Molecule: messenger RNA, 2646 nt
Organism: Cygnus olor (mute swan)
Lineage: Eukaryota; Metazoa; Chordata; Aves; Anseriformes; Anatidae
Gene: CDHR3
Product: cadherin related family member 3
Biological process (GO): homophilic cell-cell adhesion
Cellular component (GO): plasma membrane
Molecular function (GO): calcium ion binding
Source: RefSeq, a predicted model, not a curated record